UUUUUCUAAUUGUCCCUUUGUAGACUUGUAUGACAAGCCCUCCAUAAAGGAACGCUGUUUCUUCAUGUUUUCUUUUCCAGGAACAUAGAAGAUAAAAAUUAUUAAAAGAAAUGAGGAACUCCAUAGCCACAGAGCUCGAAUCCUACCCGAUGAACGCAGGGAAUGGAAGCUACAGCUACAAUAAGAACUCUCACCUUCAGAGAGCAGCCGUAAGCGUUGUCAAGGAAAAAAUCGAUGAGGCAAUUGUCACCGUGCUCGACAUCAGAAGGUUUUCCUCUGGCCCUCGGGCCUCAUUCAGAAUCACGGACUUGGGUUGCUCGGUAGGACCGAACACCUUCAUUGUUGUGCAAAACAUCAUCGAGGCUGUCCGGAGCAAGUAUGGGUCUCAGGUACCUGACUUCCAAGUGUUCUUCAAUGACCAUACUGCCAACGACUUCAACACCCUCUUCACCUCCCUCCCUCCAGAGAGGAAUUAUUAUGCCGCUGGAGUUCCGGGGUCCUUCCACGGCCGAUUAUUCCCCAAGUCAUCCCUCCAUUUUGUUCACUCUUCGUGCGCACUCCAAUGGCUCUCAAUGGUGCCCAAGGAGCUGCUCGAUAAGGGUUCGCCAGCGUGGAACAAGGGGAGGAUUCACUACAGCGGGGCCCCGAAGGAAGUGGGGGAUGCCUAUAAGUUCCAGUUCGCGAAGGACAUGAGAGAUUUCAUCAAUGCUCGGGCGAAAGAGAUUGUGAAUGGAGGGCUAAUGGCAUUGAUCAUGCCGGGAACUCAGGACAGGGUUCCCAAUUCGAAAGUGCCCUCGGCAUUCAUUUUCGAUCUUCUCGGCUUUAGCCUAAUGGAUAUGGUCAAGGAGGGAACAAUACGCGAAUCCGAUGUGGAUUCGUUCAACUUGCCCAUAUAUGCAGCCUCUCCCCAGGAAAUGACAGAACUCGUCAAUGCCAACGGAUGUUUCAGCAUCGAGCGGAUGGAACUAACAGCUUCCAGCUCAAAGUCCAGAGGAAAGAUUAGUGGGCAGGCAGUUGUGAUGCAUCUGAGAGCUGGUCUGGAAGGGAUCUUCAGCAAGCAUUUCGGUACUGCAGUUAUAGAUGAACUGUUUGAUCGAUCUGUGAAGAAAGCCAAAGAAUUCGCCGCACGGCUAGACUCUAUCUCCAAGGAAAGCCUGCAGUUACUAGUUAUUCUCAAACGCAAAUGAAGGAUAUGUGUAUCCUAACCUUAUUUUUGUACUA
Molecule: messenger RNA, 1221 nt
Organism: Punica granatum (pomegranate)
Lineage: Eukaryota; Viridiplantae; Streptophyta; Magnoliopsida; Myrtales; Lythraceae
Source: RefSeq, a predicted model, not a curated record